CUUGUUUCCUCACCCCCAUCACCACCGUCUCCGACGAUGCUUUCCCUCGCUUCCGUCUCCGGUGGUUUACUCCAGUCGCUGAGGUGGAUCUGUGUGGUCAUGCAACGUUAGCAUCUGCUCACGUUCUCUUCUCAACCGGUUUGAUUGAUUCGGAAACAGUUGAGUUCGCCACAAGAUCAGGGAUUCUAACAGCUACUAAACACCUCAUAGAUGAUGAUGAUGAUGUAGAGGAAUCACCAACCUUCUCGAUCGAAUUGGAUUUCCCUGUUGUCCCAACUUUCCAAGUCAACUACGUUGAUGAUGAUCUCUCUUUGUUCUCCAAAGCCAUGAAUGGUGCUACCAUUGUUGAUGUUAAAGCCACAGAGAAAGACAUCCUCGUUGUGCUUUCAUCUUGGGAGUCAGUCGUUGAGUUGCAGCCAAGAAUAGAUGAGAUAUCGAAAUGCCCUUGUGAAGGAAUGAUGGUGACUGCCGCUGCUUCUCCAGGUUCUACAUUUGAUUUCUGUAGCCGCUACUUUGCCCCAAGACUUGGAGUCAAUGAGGACCCUGUUACUGGAAGUGCGCAUUGUGCCUUAGCACAUUACUGGAACCUCAAGAUGAACAAGUGUGAUUUCUUGGCCUACCAGGCUUCAAGCAGAGGCGGAACUGUGAAGGUUCAUCUGGACAAAGAGAAGCAGAGGGUUCUGCUGAGAGGCAAAGCAAUCACUGUUAUGGAAGGUUGCGUCUUAGUUUGAAUUUGGCUAUUCUAAAAAUAAAUAAAUCAGUUGUGGUUAUCUGAGGUUAGUUGUCUUUUUAAGUUGACAAUCUAUCUUGAUAUCUUUUUUUUAACA
Messenger RNA from Camelina sativa (false flax), 827 nucleotides. RefSeq lists its product as uncharacterized. Gene Ontology annotation, biological process: biosynthetic process. The record is from RefSeq and is a predicted model, not a curated record. Lineage: Eukaryota; Viridiplantae; Streptophyta; Magnoliopsida; Brassicales; Brassicaceae. Gene Ontology annotation, cellular component: cytoplasm. Gene Ontology annotation, molecular function: isomerase activity.